UCCUGUCACGUGCUCCUCCUUGGCCGGUGUGCGGUGCGCCUGAGGCAGCAUGGCUGGGCUGCUGCGGUCGGCCUGGCGGCAUCGCUGUUACCUUUGGUCCUUCGGGGUGGGGCGCGGCAUUGCCGCCACCGCCUCUUCCUCGGCGCCGCUCCGCUCCGCGUGGGCCGUUGUCUCCCGCCGCGGCAGCAGACAUCUGAUCCACCAAGCAAGGCUUUCCACAGUUGCAACACAAGAGGAGGGAAAUGUUCAAGAACCUUCAACUGUUCGAAUCAAGCAGGCACAGUAUUUUGACUGGGCCUUGAACAAACUGGAUAAUUCUAUCAGAAGAACUGGGCGCAUUACUAGAACCCUGCUAUUAAAAAUAUUCCAUGAUGUUUGUAGAACAGGGUAUCCAAGCAGUAACCAGGCCCUGUUGUUGUUGAGAAGCUGCGGUUCGUUGCUGCCUGAGUUGAGUCCAACAGAACGAACAGAACUUGCUCAUACCAUGUGGGCCAAGCUAAAAAAUCUGGGUGUUGUAUAUGAUGUAAGCCAUUAUAAUGCUUUGCUAAAGGUCUACCUUCAGAAUGAACAUGCAUUCUCUCCAACUGAAUUCUUAACAAAAAUGGAAGAUGCUAAUAUUCAGCCCAAUCGAGUGACAUAUCAACGAUUGAUUGCUGCCUACUGCAGUAAGGGAGAUAUUGAUGGGGCCAGCCAGAUUCUUGGUUUUAUGAAGAGUAAAGAACUCCCAAUCACAGAGUCUGUAUUCAGCGCCCUUGUGACAGGCCAUGCAAGAUCUGGAGAUAUGGAUAAUGCAGAAAAUAUCCUUUCUGUGAUGAAAGAUGCUGGAAUUGAACCGGGUCCAGACACUUAUGUCACAUUACUGAAUGCGUAUGCUGAGAAAGGUGACAUAAACAAAAUUGAAGAGACCCUGGAAAAGAUUGAAAAGGCUGAUAAUUAUCUUUUGGACAGGGACUUGAUGGACAUCAUUGUUACUCUUGCCAAGGCUGGAUAUCCUCAGUAUGUGCAAAAUAUUUUGGAGAAAAUGAGAUAUGACAGGGGAUUCAUUCCAGAUGCCAUGAAUCUUAGUCUCAACUUAGUUACCCAGGGUUUAGAAGAUACAGCCUUUCAAGUUCUGAAGUCAUUUCCUACAUCAUCAUUAGAUACCCAGAAUGGAAAUGGUGUAGACCGUGGUAACUUCUUCUUACGUCAUUGUGUAAAUAUGGACAAGCCAGCAGCAAAGCUGAAACAGUUUUGUGAUGACUUGAAAGGAGCCAACCUGCACACUGCACCCCUACAGUUUACUCUGCAAAUCAUGUUGGAGUCAAAGAAAGCUGCUCUAGCAAUUGACCUGAUGAAGAUAAUGAAAGAAGAUGGUUUACCUGUCAGACCUCACUAUUUUUGGCCAUUGCUGACUGAGCUCCAGAAAGAGAAAAAUGUUCAAGGUACCGUUGAAAUCCUCAAAGCUAUGCAUGAAAUGCAGGUAAAACCUGAUGUGGAAACAUAUUCAAACUAUGUUUUGACAAGUUUUGAUGAUGUCAGCUCUUUGAAUAAUUUGCUAGAGGAACAUGGCUGCCCCAUUGAGAGUAGUACACUCUGUGCAUCAGAAAUCAAGCAUGAAGCUGUCAGUGGAAGACUGGAUAACGUGCUGGCAUUAAUGUCUUCAGCAGAUGUGCCAUCUGUGGAUCUCAUGCAGUUCAGAAGCAGUCUAAUAUUUGGAUUCAGAAGGUCCAGUGAUGUAGAUCUUUGGAGUAAGAUAACAGAACUGUUGUACAAGGAUGGACGUUAUUGCCAGACGCCUCCAGGACCAACUGAAGCUGUUGGCUAUUUUCUUUAUAGCUUGAUUGACAGCAUGAGUGACUCAGAGGUACAGGCCAAGGAGGAGCGGUUGAGACAAUACUUCCAUCAGCUGAAGAAGAUGAAUAUAGUAAUCCCUCCCAACAUCUUCAGAGGUAUCCGCAACUUACUGAACAUCUACCAUGUUCCUGAAUUAAUUAAGGAUGUGAUUUUAUUGACUGAUAUAGAAAAACUAUCACAAGGUGAUACAGCCAAAUUUGCAGGGCUUCCAGUGUCUGAUUUGGAGGAAAAGCUCGAACAGUUUAAAGCUGAGAACCAGCCUGUUGGAGAUAUUUUGAAGCAGCUCAUACUUGCUCUUUCCGCAGAGGAGAAUAUGCAGAAAGCCCUUGAACUGAAAGCCAGAUACGAACCGGACAUGGUUGUUGGUAGCUAUGCUGCCUUAAUAAAUUUGUGCUGUCGACAUGAUAAUGUAGAAGAGGCAAUGAACCUGAAAGAAGAACUCUGCCGUAAAGAUUCAUCUGCUGUUCUUGAUGCGACAAAGUAUAUAGCUUUGGUCAAAGUUUUGGGAAAAUAUGGCAGACUGGAAGAUGCUAUUAACAUUUUAAAGGAGAUGAAAGAGAAGGAUGUCCCUAUUAAAGAUACGACUGUCGUAUCCCUUUUCCACGUACUUAAUGGUGUGGCCUUGCGAGGUGAUGUUGAAACAGUGAAUCGGCUACACGAGUCCAUUGUGGCCCUGGGUUUAGCAAAGCCUACAAGAAACCUGUGUUCUCCUCUCAUUAGUGUUCACCUUGAAAAGGACGAUUUACCAGCAGCUCUGGAAUCUUUGUUUGACUGCUUUAAGAAGUAUGGCAAUCUCCCUAGGCUUCAUGACGUCCUGUGCAGGUUGAUAGAGAAGGGAGACACUGCACUCUUGCAGAAAGUUACGGAUUUCGUGAGCCAAGAAAAAGGUGAAAUGCUGCUGCUGUACGAUCUCUUCUUUGCCUUCUUGCGUACCGGCAAAUACAAAGAAGCCAAGAAGAUCAUUGAGACUCCUGGCUUGAGAGCUCGUCCAGGCCGGUUACGGUGGUUUGCAGAGAAGUGUAUUGCAAAUAAUUACGUUGAAGCCAUGGAAAACUUGGUGGAAUUGACUGAAAAGCUGUUUGAAUGUGACAGAGAUGAGAUGUAUUACUAUCUGUUAAGAUUAUGCAAGCAAAACAGUGAUGGGCAACAGGCUGAAGCUAUUUGGACUAAAAUGCAAGAAGAAAAUGUCAUCCCACGUGAAAGAACCUUGAGGUUGCUAGCAGAUAUUCUUAAAAUGAAUAAUCAGGAAGUUCCAUUUGAUGUGCCUGAGGCUUGGUACGAUGAGGAUGCCCGUCCUAGUCUUUCUUCUUCUCUGCAGCCUUCUGAGCCAUCUUUCGAUUUUCAGGAGAAAAUGUUUAUACUCUGCAAAAAGGGUAAAGUUGAAGGAGCAUACAAUAUUUUACUAGAGGCACAAAGGAAGGAUAUCAUGUUUAAUUCCCAUGCUUAUUCCCACCUUAUAAAAGCUUUGCUGGGCAAGGGUUAUCUUGAAAAAGCCAUGGAAGUAAAAAACAUCGCUGAGACCCACAUCAAGGGCUUCGUGCUGAACGAUGCUGCCAGCAGCCUCCUCAUCAUAACGCAAGUUAGGCGGGAUUAUUUGAAAGAUGCAGUGUCUUCUCUCAAGACCCUUCUUGAAAGCAACAAAGUGCCCAUUCCGCUCGCAGUUACUCGUCUUGUUCAGGCUUUGGCUCAGAAGGGAGAUCUGGAAGGGAUACGCACAGUUGAGGAAAUGAUGGGAAGCCUCAGCAGUUCCAUUAAAUUGUCGCGUAUGCUUUUCAUCAAUAACACAGUGUUGGCUCACGUCAAAAAUAACAACCUUGAUGGUGCCGUAGAAUACCUUGAACCUCUUUUUACCUCUGGAAAGCUGAGUCCUGCUUCAUCAGGUUUUAGCAUCUCCUUUGUGUUUAGAAAGUUGAUUGAAGAAAAACUGGAACAAGCUUUGGAAAGCUUGGGUGCCAUGGCUGAACGAUUAGCUAAUCAGUUUGGAAUUUACAGGCCGGUCACAGAUCUUUUCCUUCAGUAUAUUAAUACAGGAAGAGUAGACGAUGCCAGAUUUCUACUAGAGAGAUGUGGUGCAAUAGGUGAACAAAAGAUGCAUCUGAUGGCUUUCAUUGCAAAGACAGCCCAGCAACCAGGACAGGUCCAUACAAUCAAGUCUCUGUUAGAACUGGUUCCUGACUUUCCACAUAUGAAAUCUGUUUACUCUUACCUUAUGAAAUGCUAUGCAUUAGAUGAGGACGCUACUUCAGCAAAAGCUCUAUAUGAGAAAAUGAAAGUAGAGAACUUGCACCCAGAUGAGUUGACUUUGAAACGCUUGGCUGUCCUCCUGAAGAACGCAGGAGAGCCCGUUCCUUUCACAGAGCCUCCUGAAACGUUCAAAUUCUACGCAGACAAACUACGGCAAGAACAACAGGAACUUUCGUCUUCAUCAGAUGAAGAUUAAUUUUUGUAUGCAUUAGUUGCUACUGUUAAUAUUGUGACUGUGAGAGACUGUUUUAAAUAAUAUGUUGUUGAGGGGGGGAAUAAAAUUGGAAAUAGGAGUUUUCAAUGUAACAUACCUGACUUGUCUAAAAUGGUGUCCUGAAUUUCUUGCUAUUUCUAAGUCUCAUGGAUCCUGAUGGACAUGGCUGUAGCAAUGCAUUCACUUCAUACCAUAUGUGGCCAUAUGUGAUUGACAUAAACUCUUGUUGCCAUGUGCGAAUACACACAAAGACACACACACUUCUAAGGAAGUCCAAAUUCCAUAUUUCUUCUAAAUAUUUUUGUGUACAUGUCCUUUCAUUAGUUGCUUCCUAGACUCAGAAUUUCUUUGUCAGGAAGCAGUUGAAUAAAGGUAAGGGUCAAGGACUUUUGUGGUAGAUGAUUAGGAGGUCUCAGAGUGGCAAAUAAUUUAAUCACACUUUGGGGUGCUUUUUCCUGGAUAAUUUCUGGUGAAAAUGGGCUCUUUUGAUAGUUAAAAUGGAGUUAUACAUUAUACCAAGUGCAGCAUCAGCUCCCAGAAGGCACACUUACCCAACACAAAUGCAGCAACAUAGGAGAAGGUUCAAUUCAAUCACAUGUUUGAUCUGUAAUUGAGCAGCUGCAUUCCUGUACAGUUUGUCAUACUAAGACUCUGGGCCCCAAAGUAAUGAAGCUGUACAUUUUUUUCAUGAAAACAUGUUUCCCAGCAUAUGAGAGCUUUUCAGCAAUUCCUUAAUCUUCACAACCACUGCAGAAGUUAAUUUUUAGUAAAGUGCACUCUUAUGUUUCUUUCCAUUUGUAAAUGUGGCAUACAAAUUGGGGAAAUAGUAGGCAAUAAUGUUGUCAUCUUUGUCAUCACUGUGGAAUGGCAUUUGCCCAUGGCCAGUGUAAAUUAAUGGCAAACAAACCUGCAAAAAGCUCCAUGAUUAAUAAAAAUAAUUGCUGUGUUUU
Messenger RNA from Eublepharis macularius, 5241 nucleotides. It is a transcript of the gene LRPPRC, whose product is annotated as leucine rich pentatricopeptide repeat containing. NCBI's taxonomy places the organism in Eukaryota, Metazoa, Chordata, Lepidosauria, Squamata, Eublepharidae. The transcript has 38 exons. Bases 50 to 4273 code for a protein of 1407 amino acids. The record is from RefSeq and is a predicted model, not a curated record. Gene Ontology annotation, molecular function: protein binding.